AUGGAAUCCGACCUUGUUCGCGCCGUUGAGAUCGGCGCCAGCGCAGUAGCCGAGGACUUCUCCCUCUGGGGCCUGUUCCUGCAGGCCGACGUCAUCGUCAAGGCCGUGAUCGUGGUCCUUCUGAUCGCGUCGCUCUGGAGCUGGGCGAUCAUCUUCGACAAGAGCCUCCGCUAUGCCCGCGCCCGCCGCCUCGCCGUCGAGUUCGAGCAGGCCUUCUGGUCCGGCGGCUCCCUCGAUCAGCUCUACGACGAUCUCUCCACGAAGCGCAGCCACCCGAUGACCGUGCUGUUCGCCUCGGCGAUGGACGAAUGGCGCCGUUUCGCGAACCGCGGAACUCACCUCUCGGCGGACCGGCUGGAAGGCCUCCAGCGCCGUAUCGCCUACGCCAUGGAUGCCGCACUCAACCGCGAGCUGGAUCAGCUCGAGCGCUACCUCGGUUUCUUGGCCACGGUGGGGGCAACCGCGCCCUUCGUCGGCCUGUUCGGCACCGUCUGGGGCAUUAUGAACAGCUUUCAGUCGAUCGCGGCGAGCAAGGACACCUCGCUCGCCGUGGUGGCGCCGGGCAUCGCCGAGGCGCUGUUUGCGACGGCGCUCGGCCUGGUCGCCGCCAUCCCGGCGGUGGUGGCCUACAACAAGCUCAGCAGCGACCUCGACCGCUAUGCCGGCCGACUGGAGGCCUUCGGCACCGAGUUCCGGGCUCUUCUCGGCCGUCAGCUUGAGGAGCGCGCCGUCUGA
Molecule: messenger RNA, 735 nt
Organism: Geodia barretti
Lineage: Eukaryota; Metazoa; Porifera; Demospongiae; Tetractinellida; Geodiidae
Source: the annotation of a GenBank genome assembly